Molecule: messenger RNA, 3861 nt
Organism: Lacerta agilis (Sand lizard)
Lineage: Eukaryota; Metazoa; Chordata; Lepidosauria; Squamata; Lacertidae
Gene: MYO6
Product: myosin VI
Exons: 34
Coding region: 1-3861 (1286 amino acids)
Biological process (GO): actin filament organization; endocytosis; inner ear auditory receptor cell differentiation
Cellular component (GO): cytoplasm; actin cytoskeleton; ruffle
Molecular function (GO): ATP binding; actin filament binding; microfilament motor activity
Source: RefSeq, a predicted model, not a curated record
AUGGAGGACGGAAAGCCUGUCUGGGCUCCGCACACGUCUGAUGGGUUUCAGAUGGGAUUGAUUGUGGAUAUUGGCCCUGAUACCUUAACUAUUGAACCUCUAAAUCAAAAAGGCAAGACCUUUCAUGCUGCUAUCAACCAAGUCUUUCCUGCAGAAGAAGACAGUAAGAAGGAUGUGGAAGAUAAUUGUUCGCUAAUGUAUUUAAAUGAAGCCACACUCCUACACAAUGUAAAAGUUCGAUACAGUAAGGACAGAAUUUAUACAUAUGUAGCCAACAUCCUGAUAGCAGUGAACCCGUACUUUGAUAUACCUAAACUUUACUCAUCAGAUGCUAUUAAAAAGUAUCAGGGUAGAUCACUUGGGACACUGCCCCCGCAUGUCUAUGCAAUUGCCGAUAAAGCAUUUCGUGAUAUGAAAGUACUCAAGAUGAGUCAGUCGAUCAUUGUGUCUGGAGAGUCCGGAGCUGGCAAGACAGAAAACACUAAAUUUGUUUUACGGUAUUUGACUGAAUCCUAUGGAAGUGGUCAAGAUAUUGAUGACAGAAUUGUAGAAGCCAACCCCCUUCUAGAAGCCUUUGGAAAUGCAAAGACCGUUCGUAAUAACAACAGUAGUCGCUUUGGAAAAUUUGUCGAAAUCCAUUUCAAUGAAAAGAAUUCAGUAGUUGGUGGAUUUGUGUCACAUUAUCUGCUGGAGAAAUCGAGGAUCUGCGUUCAAGGCAAAGAAGAAAGGAAUUACCAUAUUUUCUACAGGCUGUGUGCUGGAGCCUCUGAAGAUAUAAGAGAGAAACUUUAUUUAAAUUCGCCAGAUAAUUUUAGAUAUUUGAAUCGUGGUUGCACUCAGUACUUUGCUACCAAAGAAACAGAUAAGCAAAUUUUACAGAACCGCAAAAGUCCUCAGUACUUGAAAUCAGGCUCUCUGAAGGAUCCUCUACUCGAUGAUCAUGGAGACUUUAACAGAAUGUGCACUGCGAUGAAGAAGAUUGGCUUAGACGAUGAAGAGAAGCUGGAUCUCUUCCGGGUGGUGGCUGGCGUUCUACACCUUGGGAAUAUUGAUUUUGAAGAAGCUGGCAGCACUUCUGGUGGUUGCACUCUGAAGAAUAAAUCUAGCCAGUCUCUGGAAUGCUGUGCAGAGCUCCUCGGUUUGGACCAGGAUGAUUUGCGUGUAAGCCUCACCACCAGAGUCAUGCUGACAACAGCAGGGGGCACCAAAGGAACGGUUAUAAAGGUUCCACUGAAAGUAGAACAGGCGAACAAUGCACGUGAUGCUCUGGCAAAAACUGUCUACAGUCACCUCUUUGACCACGUGGUAAACAGGGUGAACCAAUGUUUCCCUUUUGAGACGUCUUCUUUUUUCAUUGGAGUUCUUGAUAUCGCAGGUUUUGAAUAUUUUGAACACAACAGCUUUGAACAGUUUUGCAUUAACUACUGUAAUGAGAAGCUGCAGCAGUUCUUUAACGAAAGGAUUCUCAAAGAGGAACAAGAACUUUACCAGAAAGAAGGUUUAGGUGUCAAUGAAGUCCACUAUGUAGAUAACCAAGACUGUAUAGAUUUGAUUGAAGCGAAAUUAAUAGGUGUUCUUGACAUUUUGGAUGAAGAAAAUCGGCUUCCCCAGCCAAGUGAUCAGCACUUUACAUCAAUGGUACAUCAGAAGCACAAAGAUCACUUCAGACUCUCGAUACCCAGGAAAUCUAAACUGGCUGUUCACAGAAAUAUCCGAGAUGAUGAGGGCUUUAUAAUCAGACAUUUUGCAGGAGCAGUAUGUUACGAGACAACCCAGUUUGUGGAGAAAAACAACGAUGCUCUGCAUAUGUCUCUGGAGUCCCUUAUAUGUGAAUCCAAAGAUAAAUUUAUCCGGCAGCUCUUUGAAUCCAACACGAACAAUAACAAGGACCAUAAACAAAAAGCAGGGAAGCUCAGUUUCAUCAGUGUGGGAAACAAAUUUAAGACUCAACUGAACCUGCUCCUGGAAAAGCUUCGCAGUACAGGGUCUAGCUUUAUUCGCUGUAUCAAGCCUAAUUUAAAGAUGACAAGCCACCACUUCGAAGGCGCCCAGAUCCUCUCCCAGCUCCAGUGUUCAGGCAUGGUGUCUGUUUUGGAUUUGAUGCAAGGUGGCUUCCCAUCCCGAGCCUCAUUCCAUGAGCUAUAUAACAUGUACAAAAAGUACAUGCCUGCAAAGCUAUCCCGUUUGGAUCCUAGACUCUUCUGCAAGGCACUCUUCAAAGCCCUUGGAUUAAAUGAAAAUGAUUAUAAAUUUGGAUUAACCAAAGUGUUUUUUAGACCUGGCAAGUUUGCAGAGUUUGAUCAGAUCAUGAAGUCUGACCCAGAUCAUCUUGCUGAGUUGGUUAAACGAGUCAACCACUGGCUUAUCUGCAGUCGUUGGAAGAAGGUCCAGUGGUGUUCUCUGUCAGUUAUUAAAUUGAAAAACAAAAUAAAAUACAGAGCCGGUGCCUGCAUUAAAAUACAAAAGACGAUUCGUAUGUGGCUGUGCAAGAAGAAGCAUAAACCACGCAUUGAUGGGCUAAUAAAGGUCCGCACCUUGAAGAACAGGCUUGAUAAAUUCAAUGAAGUAGUAAGUGCUCUGAAAGAGGGGAAAGCAGAAAUGAGCAAGCAGGUCAAGGACCUUGAAACGUCUAUUGAUGCUUUGAUGAUCAAGAUCAAGGCCACUGAAAUGCCUAGGCAGCAGAUACAGAAGGAAUACGAUGGUCUAGUGAGAAGCUCAGAGCAGCUUCUGGGCUCACUGCAGAAAAAGAAGCAACAGGAAGAAGAACAAGAAAGGCUGCGGCGCAUCCAGGAGGAAAUGGAAAGAGAACGGAAGAGGCUUCAGGAAGAGGAGCAACGUCGGAAGAAGGAAGAGGACGAAAGGCGACUAAAGUAUGAGAUUGAAGCAAAGAGAAAACAGGAAGAGGAGGAGAGGAAAAAAAGGGAAGAAGAAGAAAGACGAAUUCAGGCUGAAGUUGAGGUACAGCUGGCACAAGAACGCGAAGAAGCGAACCAGCAGCAGGCCGUUCUGGAACAAGAGCGCAGAGACCACGAGCUGGCCAUGAGAAUUGCCCAGAGUGAGUCUGAACUCAUCAAUGAUGAAUCUCAGCUGGACCUCGGGUUGCGCAGACCCAAUGGAACAAGAUGUCAAAUGACUGCGGAGCAAAUGGCCACUGAAAUGUCAGAAAUUUUGUCUAGGGGACCCACAGUGCAAGCCACCAAAGCUGCAGCCGGCACUAAGAGACAUGACCUUAGCAAGUGGAAGUACGCAGAGCUACGUGAUACCAUCAAUACCUCUUGUGAUAUUGAACUGCUGGCAGCUUGCAGAGAAGAGUUUCACAGGCGGCUAAAGGUUUAUCAUGCUUGGAAGUCCAAGAAUAAGAAGCGGAAUACGGAAACAGAACAGCGUGCACCCAAAUCAGUGACCGACUAUGAUUUUGCACCAUUUUUGACCAACUCAACUCAACAGAACCCAACAAGCCAGUUGUCUGCCAGGCAGCAGCAAGAGGCAGAGAUGAGUCGUCAGCAGCGUUACUUCCGUAUUCCGUUCAUCCGCCCAGCGGACCAAUACAAAGAUCCACAGAACAAGAAGAAAGGCUGGUGGUAUGCACACUUUGAUGGACCAUGGAUUGCUCGUCAAAUGGAACUUCAUCCCGAUAAGCCACCCAUCUUGCUAGUGGCUGGCAAGGAUGACAUGGAGAUGUGCGAGCUGAAUCUUGAAGAGACUGGCUUGACUCGUAAGCGUGGAGCUGAGAUUUUGCCGAGGCAGUUUGAAGAGAUCUGGGAGCGCUGUGGGGGAAUCCAGUAUCUUCAAAAAGCGAUUGAGAGCAAACAAGCUCGGCCUACGUAUGCAACUGCUAUGUUGCAGAACCUGUUGAAAUAA